This is a messenger RNA of Anopheles aquasalis, 825 nucleotides long. Its product is annotated as angiopoietin-related protein 1-like. NCBI's taxonomy places the organism in Eukaryota, Metazoa, Arthropoda, Insecta, Diptera, Culicidae. The record is from RefSeq and is a predicted model, not a curated record.
AUGGUAACGCCAAGCACGCUGGGUUACGGUCUCGAGUUGCUCUUGACAAAGUUUGAUAUUAUAUCGAGCAAGCUGCAGGGAAUGGAAGUUAAGCUGCAAAGUGUGGAAGAUAAGGUGCAGCGAAUAGAAGAUAAGCUGCAGGGUGUGGAAGACAAGCAGACGAACGAAAAUCUAAAGAGUCUAACGGUUGAUGGUUCCUCGUGCAAAAAUGUUCCUUCGAAACUGUCUGGAACGUAUCUGAUCCGCGUGAAGAAUAAUAGUGAACCGUUUGAAGUGUAUUGUGAACAGAAAUCGUUCGGAGGUGGAUGGAUUGUGUUUCAGUUCCGUUACGACGGAUCAGAGGACUUUUACCGAGGGUGGAAUGAGUUUCGUGACGGUUUUGGAGAUGUGAACGAUGAGUUUUGGUUAGGUCUCGAGAAGGUCCACCAGAUAACAAAUGGUCGCAAGCAUGAGCUGAUCGUUGAAUUGAAAGACUUUAGUGGAACGUACAAAUAUGCGCGGUACGAUGCAUUCGAGAUCGGUAGUGAAAGUGAGCAAUAUGUGCUGAAGGAAUUAGGAAAACAUACGGGAACAACGGGUGAUGCAAUGUUUUAUAAUUCUAAGGGUAGAAAGUUCUCAGCGAAAGAUCGGGAUAUUGAUGAGAGCAGCUACUUUCAUUGCGCACAGUACCUCGAAGGUGCAUGGUGGCACAGUACGUGUACUUUAUCGCAUUUGAACGGGCGAUACAUGACUUCUCAAAUUUGCGAUGUUAUGUUUUGGCGUCAUUUCCAAGGCGACUGUCAAGUAUUGAGUUAUUCACGAAUGAUGAUCCGGGAGCUGGAAUAG